Molecule: messenger RNA, 3628 nt
Organism: Bombus impatiens (common eastern bumble bee)
Lineage: Eukaryota; Metazoa; Arthropoda; Insecta; Hymenoptera; Apidae
Product: segmentation polarity homeobox protein engrailed
Exons: 3
Coding region: 1031-2791 (586 amino acids)
Biological process (GO): multicellular organism development; regulation of transcription by RNA polymerase II; neuron differentiation
Cellular component (GO): nucleus
Molecular function (GO): RNA polymerase II cis-regulatory region sequence-specific DNA binding; DNA-binding transcription factor activity, RNA polymerase II-specific
Source: RefSeq, a predicted model, not a curated record
UCCUCGCCGCAGACGCUUCGCGGCAACCAACUGGACAACCAGCCCGGCCUGGAUCCACAGCGUCGCACAACGGUUCCGUUGAAACCCGCGUCUCUACCAGCGCCGUGUAACCAACUCGCCACGUUUCCACCGAUCAUCCGGAGCAUCGCGUCUCUUCGUCUCUCCUUCUGAUCUGCUUGCUUCGUCCGAACCGUUGGCCUGUGUUUUCGCCUCGGUUUCCUGCUCGUCGACUGGUAGUGCGCGUAUCGUGCGCGUUCACACGGUUCAGUUUAUCGCCACGGUGGGCACGACUCCCCUGUACGCUUAAUUUAGGUUAGAAGAACCACCCGGUACAAGGGUGAACGCGAAAGUGAGAGUGCAAUGGAUUAUGGACGUAUCGGGAAGAUUUUGAGGUUAAGGUACGAAAAGUUAGUGAUGACGAGAAGCAUCGAUGAGGACGAUACGGUUCGUUGUCGGUUGGACUGUCCGUUGAAGUAAUGAGCUGGUGGCUCGGGUGGACUGGUUCUUAGUGUAUUACGCCCGGAGGAUAGGUUAUCGGGGGAAGAUGAGAGAUAAACGCGAACCUCGUGGUGGCAAUCCGUCAUGAACUGGCUUGAACAGUGUCCGUCGGCAAAGAAACUGAGGGAAGAGUACUUUGUGCUCGGGAAAUAACUGAAGCGUGCGCGAGUAUUUCGAAGUUUCUGUCGUGAAGUGUGUAUUCUAUGAUAGAAUUCUGAGACACUAUGCGAGUAGGAUAUCAGGGAUGGGUUGUUAACGAUUUACAGGUGGCCAAUGAUCGAACAGGUGCCCUGUACGAAGACAAUGAUCCCUCCAGGCAACUUGCAGCGGAUGGAAUCCGUUAGGUAACGACCUGAAAUUCAAAUUGUCAAGUAGAUCGAGGGACAAAGCGAAGACGAGUGUUUGGCAGUCGUCAUGGAAGAGUUAAAGACUUAAAACAAGAUUUUACAUUUUCGCACCGAUCAACUCGGUAAAACACGAAAGAAAUCUUCUUAAGAAGAAAAAGAAAUAAAAAAGAAAAAGAAAGGGAAACAUGUCGAACACACCACCGGAAUCAUCCACCGGUUUAGAUUCGAACGAUCUCCAUGAGAUCAGGCAGAAUUAUCUAGCGGCCAGGCUGGAGCCCGACGAGUCCGAGAAACGGGAUCAGAUACGAGGAAGUGACGGCAACAAUCCUGACAGCGAUUGCGAAAGCGACACCAGCGAAGUGUUGAGCGUCGGUAGCGAACCGACGCCCACAAGCGUCGUUGGUAUCCGCGGUUGUAGCUCGGUCAGGUACGAGCAGGAAUCGGCGAGCAGUCGUGGUGACUUUCGCGACGAGGAGAACACGAGGACAUCGGCGACACCAUCGCCUUCUAGUUCAGCGAGCUGUAACGAUGCGUUCUAUCAACGAACCGGUAAUCACAUCUCGGCACCGAGUCCACCGGCGUACAGUCAGCCACCGUCAUCGCCCACGGCAUCCUCAGUCAGGUCACCGGCUUCGUCUUCAGCCACUGCUUCGUCCCCGGGUCGGCCCGAAGCGAUUCAAGAGGUCAUAGUGCCCAGGUAUCAAUCCAAUCAUCCUGCACACUUGCUACCACGAUAUUCAUCGAGGGAAACCGAGAUUCCCGACUAUCCUACUCGAGUUCAGCAUAGUCUGAGUCACGAGAUCGUUUACCCGACCGUGGAAAGGCUUCACCGGACUCCGAUCAGCGUUCCUCUAGUGACCAGACUGUCGUUGUCACCACCGUCGGCCAUGACAGUUACCGGUCUGCAAGCGACCACUCCUGUUCUCCAUCCAACAGCUUGCAGAGAUCCUCGAGAAACCGCCUCGCUAAUGCCUCAUCCUGGCCAGCAUUUGCAUCACGCGAACAGCCACGUUCACCUUCAUCAGACGUCCCAGAUACAACACGUUCCGGCAAACUCGGUUCACCAGCAUCGACUUUCGGUCAGCAAGAUUCUUCAAAGGGAACCUGGCAGCCCUUCCUCACCCGGGGCGAGAGAGGAAAACGGAAGGACGAUGCAUGGCGCCAAUGGAGUUCAGAAUAAUGGCAUCAAUAACAGUAACCAUCAUAAUAACCAUAAUAACAACAACAAUCUGCAGCAUCAGGCUGGCUUGAAGUUCAGUAUAGACAACAUACUCAAGGCGGACUUCGGUAGGAGGAUCACCGAUCCCAUAUCAUUGAAGAAGUCUCGACCGAAGAAGGUCAGCUCGAGACCCAUUGACUUGACCAAGGACUUUCUAGAGUCGACUACCGAAACCACGGAGAAGAGCAGCUCGGAAACAAGCUCGACGACCAAUACCUCGUCCGGUGGUGGUGUGGCGACCGGGAAUCCUGCCUCGAACACGCCUGUACCACCUGUGACCGAUCCUGGAAAGCAGUUACCGUGGCCUGCCUGGGUCUACUGCACCAGAUACUCGGAUCGACCUUCCUCUGGACGAAGAUCCUACCGUGUUGCAGGUCCACGAACGAGGAGGGUGAAGAGGUCGGACGGCCGUGGCAAUGGCGGCACACCCGAGGAAAAGCGUCCGCGGACCGCGUUCAGUGGCGAACAAUUGGCCAGGCUGAAGAGGGAGUUCGCGGAGAAUCGAUACCUGACCGAACGAAGGAGGCAACAACUCUCGAGGGAUUUGGGUUUGAACGAGGCGCAGAUCAAGAUCUGGUUUCAGAACAAGAGGGCGAAGAUCAAGAAGGCCAGUGGCCAGAAGAAUCCUCUCGCCCUUCAGCUGAUGGCCCAGGGUCUUUACAAUCAUUCGACGGUGCCUCUAACGAAAGAGGAAGAGGAACAAGCGGCGGAACUCCAAGCGAAAUGACGACAAUAGGAUCGAUCGAAUAAUUGAAGCUAAACUUAUCGACGAGCUCGUUCGACGUUUCGAGAUCUUGUAAGAACUCUCAUUUCUCGCGUCGAAUGUCGAUCGCGAGAGAAUGAAAACGUGUCGUUGAUAACAUAUCUGGUGAACCGUGAAAACGGGAGUGGUUGUAUGAAUGCGUUAGUCUUAGAUAAUUUAACGUUCCUCCCGUAAAUUUUGUACGAAAGAUCGUCAUCGAGACCACAGCCACUUGCGCUCCAAAGAUUGUACAUCUACAUUCUAUUAUCGAUUUCCUGAAAUUCGAAAAUGAUUACAUAGUCAAAUUAAGAUUAACUUAGUCGGUUGCCUUUGUUUCUUCUAUAUUUAAAAAUUCGGAUAUUUAUUUCGUGGAAAAAAAAUUCAAUGCCACCGACCGAAUAUUUAAGCGACUGCUGAACGAAUUUUUGUAAUUCGUUGUCUUAGAGCUUCCCAUUUAACUUGAGACCGAUAAAACCGCGACGCGACGUAUCCUGCGACAGGAAAGCUCAUGAGUUACCGGCGUUAUGAAUCGAAUGAUGGUGGUCGUGCGCGCGGCGAUCGCAACGAUAGCUAUCAUUCAACAUCGUUUGUAAGGGAGGAAUUAGCACGUACGUUCCUAUAUCACGAAUAAAAAUGUCGUAUUUAGAACCAGGGGAAUGAACGGAGUAAUCGAUCGAUCGUCGUGAUUACACGCGAAUCGUGUAAAUCAUGGUGAAAUGGGUUGUACAGUGCCAUUUGUACAGUUUUCUCGCGAACACAGUAGAUCGAAAAAAAACGAAUAGAAGUCAUCGUUCUCUGAUAAAGGAACCAGUAUUCGGGGGA